CUGUCCUUUUGUAGAAGAUUCAUGAUGCUCCCUCGCCUGUUGGUCCGACUGCCCUUUGGCUUUUCCAUCCGCCUGGGACCUGGGCCUAGACCCCACACGUGAGUCGCCUGGACACCGCAAGAGUGUGUGACAGGGUGACACAGCGCUUGUGUGAAGGAGACGUGGUGCCACCCGAUGUGGGUGUGUCUGUGGGCGGAUGUGCUGGGUCCUGAUCCAAGUGAGGCGUGUAGUGCGUUGGCCAAACCUGCCUCAGCCGGGACGCGGGGAGGGGGCUCCGUGUGGGGUUGUUGCUGCCGCAGGCGUGUGUGCGACCCCGCGGUGCUGACCUGCAGGCCUCCGUCCCAGAGCCCCAGAAGUAGAACUUGCACCUAGGGGCCUGACCUGCUGUCCAGGAGGCUGCAGAGCUGCUCACUCCAGGGAGUGCUGCCAAGGGGCGUCAUGGAGACCCUAGCCCUGAAGCCCGAGGAGACAGCGCUUUUUACUUAAGACUCUGCUCUUUCCCCCAAAGAGAAUCCAGAGACUAAAUCAGGUUGGGAUCUGCAGGAAGCCAGAUCUGAGGAAUUGGUGACAUUCAAGGAUGUGGCUGUGGAUUUCACCCAGGAAGAGUGGGGUCAACUGGACUCCCCUCAGAGGGCCUUGUACCGGGAUGUGAUGCUGGAGAACUACCAGAACCUUGUUGCCUUGGGACCUCCGGUCUGCAAGCCAGAUGUAAUCUCCCAUCUGGAACGAGGAGAGGAGCCAUGGCGAGUGUACAGGGAAGGCUCUGGAGGGUCUUGUUCAGAGCGGGAGCCUGUGCCUGAGGUGAAGGAGCAGUCUCUACUGCAGGGGUGUUGCAGACGAGAUCUACCCUGGGAGGCAGUCACAGGGCCGCUGAAGAGGCCCAGUGCUCACAGUGCCCACCUGGGUACAGCAUGGGAGGCCCCAACAGUAGUGUGGAGAAACCAGGCUGUGCAAUGGGAGCAAGUGCCUGCUGCCCUUGGGGACAUCUCCACAGAGCAGAGAUAUUGGGGACACAAUGACUCCGCCGAGGGCUCCCCUGUCAAGUGCUCUCUGCUCGCCCAGUGGAGUGCCCCUUUGGGAGGACACUCUCCUGCCAGGCAUACCAUGGACAUCCAGCCCACUGGGGCAGUCACCAGAGACCAGCAGAGAACGUGUCCGAGAGACAGGUCCUUCAAGUCCAGGCUGCACGGGGUAGGCACUGGGGUGGGUGUCUUCGUAUGCGGUGAGUGUGGGAAAACAUUCCCACAGAGAGCGUCCUUAGCCCUACACCAGCGCUGGCACAGCCGUGCCAAGUCCUACAAGUGCAGCGAAUGCGGCAAGGCCUUCACUUGGAGCACCAACCUCAUCGAGCACCAGCGCAUCCACACAGGUGAGAAGCCCUUCUUCUGUAGUGAGUGCGGGAAGGCGUUCAGCUGUCACUCAUCCCUCAACGUGCACCAGCGCAUCCACACAGGUGAGAAGCCCUUCUUCUGUAGUGAGUGCGGGAAGGCGUUCAGCUGUCACUCAUCCCUCAACGUGCACCAGCGCAUCCACACAGGUGAGCGACCCUACAAAUGCAGUGCCUGUGAGAAGGCCUUCAGCUGCAGCUCGCUGCUCAACAUGCACCUGCGGGUACACACGGGUGAGAAGCCCUACAAGUGCAGUGAGUGUGGCAAGGCCUUCAACCAGCGCACACACCUCACCCGCCACCACCGCAUCCACACUGGUGAGAAGCCCUACAAAUGCGAUGCAUGUGGCAAGGCCUUCACCUGCCACUCAUCCCUCACUGUGCAUGAGAAGAUCCACAAUGGGGACAAGCCUUUCAAAUGCACUGAGUGCGAGAAGGCCUUCAACAACCGCUCACGCCUCACUCUGCACCAGAGGAUCCACACCGGUGAGAAACCCUUCAAGUGCACAGACUGUGGGAAAGGCUUCAGCUGCCAUUCAUACCUCAUCGUGCACCAGCGUAUCCACAGUGGUGAGAAGCCCUUCAAGUGCAACGAGUGUGGGAAAGCCUUCAGCUCGCACUCCUACCUCAUCGUGCACCAGCGCAUCCAUACUGGGGAGAAGCCCUUCGACUGCAGCAAGUGCUGGAAGGCCUUCAGCUGCCACUCAUCCCUCAUUGUGCACCAGCGCAUCCAUACUGGGGAGAAGCCCUAUAAAUGUCAUGAAUGUGGCAAAGCCUUCAGCCAGAACCACUGUCUUAUUAAACACCAGAAGGUUCAUUCUGGGGAGAAAUCCUUGAAGUGUAACAAAUGUGGGGAAGUGUUCGGCUGGAGCUCACAUCUCCUGGAACACCAGAGACUGCUGCAUGGUGAUGAGAAGCCCUUUGCCAUUCAGUUCAACAGACACUUGCUGGGCACCUACUACAUGCCUGGCAGUCUGUUGGGUACAGGGGACUCAGGGGUAGGUGACAUAGACCCAAUAAAUGCAUUAGAUGUGGCAAAGCUCUUGUGUGUGGUACAGCCCCCACCUAGCAGGAAUUUCCCUCUGGGGACCAAACCUGACAAUUAAGAUGUGGUACUGUUUCUUCAUAGAAGAAAGCACUUCCUGAGCUACCCAUCAAAUGAGGCACUGGAACCUCUCCUGGGUGCCCAGAACCAGAACACCUGUUCCUCCAGAUGCCAGAUUCUUGCACAUGACCUUGCUCAGCUCUCCCAGCCAGGAUGCCUAGUGUGACAGUUCCCCAGGAUAAAACACAUUUUAGGAGAAGGGAUUUGAGUCCAUUUGAGGACAUCUCAUCAUCCUUGAUGGGUCUGGAGAUCAUUGAUGGACCAUCUUACCUGCAGAUAAGAAGGCGGAUCAACUGUUGGGUCCUGGGAUGGGCUCCUGCCUGGUUUGA
Octodon degus (degu) is the source of this 2821-nucleotide messenger RNA. It is a transcript of the gene Znf74, whose product is annotated as zinc finger protein 74. Gene Ontology annotation, biological process: regulation of DNA-templated transcription. Lineage: Eukaryota; Metazoa; Chordata; Mammalia; Rodentia; Octodontidae. The transcript has 5 exons. The record is from RefSeq and is a predicted model, not a curated record. Bases 652 to 2493 code for a protein of 613 amino acids.